AUGGAGCAAGUGACGGAGAAGCUGGACAAGGUCAAGGAAGGUGUCAAGGAGACGCUAUUAGGCUCCGAAGUUGAUGCUGAAGUCGGCGAGGCAUCUGCCCAGUACCGGAAUCUUUUUAUGCAGUUUGCAAAGAAAACCGACGAUGAAGACGGAGAGUAUUACAUGACUGCAAAAGAGUUUGUGGACGCCAUUGCACCCGCAGGAGAAGAUUAUCACAAGAUCACACGCGACCAAUAUGAGGUCCUCUUUCACAUUGCCGAUCGCCGGCAACAAAACCGCAUCACCUUGCAAGACUGGUAUGUCUUCAACAACCUCCUCACCCGACCGAGCGCCGAGUACGAAAUGGCCUUUCGGUUAUUCGCCGAUGACAGCACUGGCUUAGUCGACUACAACACAUUCAAAGAGGUGUAUGCGCGGGCGCAGACGUCCAAAUCAAUCCCGUUCAACUGGGACAGCGAUUGGGCUAAGCUAUACCUUGGUGGAAAGAAGAACAGACACUCCUUGACAUACCCGCAAUUCUCACAAAUGUUGCGUGGACUGCAAGGAGAGCGCAUCCGCCAGGCUUUUCUGCACUUCGACACAAACGGCGAUGGAUACAUCGAGCCAGAAGAAUUCCAGCAGAUCAUUGUUGAAAUUGCGGGCCACAAACUCUCAGACCACCUGCUCGAAAACCUACCCACCCUGUGCAACAUCAGCCCCGGCUCACGGAUCUCGUAUGCGAAUGUUAGAGCCUUCCAGAACAUAAUUCGUGAGAUGGACCUGGUGGAGUUGAUCGUGCGCAAUGCGGUCAAGAAGUCUGCCGAUGGAAAAAUCACGCGGAUUGACUUUCUCAACGAGGCUGCGCGCAGCACGCGGUUCUCACAGUUUACCCCAAUGGAGACGGACAUCCUUUUCCACUUUGCCUCGCUCGACCAGCCUUCUGGCCGUCUCGGUUUGACCGACUUCUCUCGCGUGCUCGACGCAAGCUGGACCGCCUACUCUCAACUCAACAACUCCACCGCGCCGAUCGGAGACGCGGCCCUCAAGGCGGUUGCCGCAUCCGGCUCCUUCCUCAGCGAUGUCCUCGUCUCAGCACACCACUUUGCUCUAGGUGCUGUGGCCGGUGCCUUUGGCGCUUUCAUGGUCUACCCGAUCGAUUUGGUAAAGACUCGCAUGCAAAACCAGCGAUCAUCGGCCGUCGGUCAACUCCUCUAUAAGAACAGCGUGGACUGCUUUUCGAAGAUUAUCAAGCAGGAGGGUUUCACUGGUCUUUACGCCGGUGUCCUGCCCCAAUUGAUCGGUGUAGCUCCGGAGAAGGCCAUCAAGCUGACCGUCAACGACAUUGUUCGAGGUAAAUUCAUCAACACAAAGACUGGCGAGAUUCCCCUGUGGGCAGAGAUCCUCGCUGGUGGAUCUGCUGGUGGUUGCCAGGUCAUCUUCACCAACCCGCUCGAAAUCGUCAAGAUUCGUCUACAGGUUCAGGGCGAGGCCAUCCGUGCCGCGGCCCGCGAAGGCGAACAGAUUAAGAAGCGUUCCGCCCUGUGGAUUGUGCGCCACCUCGGUCUCAAGGGUCUCUACAAGGGCGCCAGCGCAUGUCUGCUCCGCGACGUGCCUUUCUCCGCCAUUUACUUCCCCACUUACAGCCAUUUGAAGCGCGACUUCUUUGGCGAAUCUCCCACCAAGAAACUCGGCGUUCUGCAAUUGCUCACUGCCGGUGCCAUCGCCGGUAUGCCCGCUGCGUACCUCACCACCCCCUGUGAUGUCAUCAAGACCCGUCUCCAGGUCGAGGCGCGCAAGGGCGACUCUUCCUACUCCGGCCUACGGGAUUGCGCGCGCAAAAUCAUGCGCGAAGAGGGUCCCAAGGCCUUCUUCAAGGGCGGUAUUGCACGUAUCAUGCGAAGCUCACCUCAGUUUGGUUUCACCCUCGCCGGUUACGAAGUCCUCCAGACUCUGCUCCCGCUGCACGGACAUGACGAUCACGCCGCCGCACCGUCGGUCGUCGGCGGAGGCUCGACAUUGUCCGAGGUCAACGCUCCGCUGCCCUACCUCCGCUGCCGAAACGCGCUCAAGCUGAUCAACGAUCUGGACCUCGGAUUCGGCAAGAUCAAGGCGCAGAACAGUGAGCAGAGCAAGUCAUGGUUGGGAGCGCUACGGAAUUGA
This is a messenger RNA of Dissoconium aciculare CBS 342.82, 2139 nucleotides long. Its product is annotated as mitochondrial carrier. Lineage: Eukaryota; Fungi; Ascomycota; Dothideomycetes; Mycosphaerellales; Dissoconiaceae. The record is from RefSeq and is a predicted model, not a curated record. Gene Ontology annotation, biological process: malate-aspartate shuttle; L-glutamate transmembrane transport; aspartate transmembrane transport. Gene Ontology annotation, molecular function: L-glutamate transmembrane transporter activity; calcium ion binding; L-aspartate transmembrane transporter activity. Bases 1 to 2139 code for a protein of 712 amino acids. The transcript is spliced from 2 exons.